AUGUCUGUUGUUAAAAGAAAAACCUGGUGUGCAGAAUCAAUGAAAAAGGCAGUAGAGGCAGUACAAAAGAAAGAAAUGGGCUACUUAAAAGCUUCAAAAACAUCUAAUGUUCCCAGAACAAUAAUAGAAAAGUAUGUUAAAAGCAAUAAUUUUGACGAAAUUAUAAGUAGCAGACUAGGCAGAAAGUCGGCAUUACCUUUAAGAAUUGAAAAUGAACUUGUUAAAUACUGUUUAGUAAUGGAAGAAAAAUAUUUUGGAUUAAGAGCAGCAGACAUUAAAAUCUUAGCAUAUCARUUGGCUAUUCAAAAUAACAUUAAUCAUCCAUUUUCAAAUAACACUUUUAUGGCAGGUAAAAAAUGGUUGAAUAAUUUUCUUAAACGUCAUCCUGCACUUGCACUUCGCAAACCAGAAGCCACAUCACUUGCUAGAAUAAAAGGUUUUACAAAAGAAAAUGUUGAAUCAUUUUAUACAAUAUUGGGAAAAGAAUUAGAAAAGGUAAAUUUUAAUCCUUGCAAAGUGUUUAAUGUUGAUGAAACAGGGAUCACUAUUGUUCAACAUAAGCAAACAAAAAUUAUUGGUAUGAAAGGGAAAAAACAGGUUUCCAAARUAACAUCAGCUGAAAGAGGUUCACUUAUGACUCUAGUGACAUGUAUGAGUGCAUCUGGAAUAUAUGUACCACCCCUUAUAAUUUUUCCUAGAAAAUAUAUGAAAGCUGAACUUCUAAAUGGAACACCUCCAGGUACAAUAUCAGCAUGUCACCCAUCAGGUUGGAUCCAAAUGGAUAUUUUUACACGAUGGGUUGAACAUUUUAUUAGCCAUGUUAAACCAUCUACAUCUGAGCCUGUAAUUUUGAUACUUGAUGGACACUAUUCACACACUCGAAACUUAGAUGUAAUUGAGUCUGUAACUGCUUAUCAAGUUGGAGAACUAAUGGGAAGAGCUUACAUGAAAGCUUCUACUAUUGAAAACGCUGUUAAUGGCUUUAGAAAAACUGGAAUCAUUCCAUUUAACCCAAACACAUUCCAAGACUAUGAAUUUGUGGCAGAAACCACUAUAAACAACGAAGAAAACAUUCCACAACAAGAAUCUACAUUAGUAGCCUCACCUAUUUCACCCGUUUGUACUAAUAUAGAGAUAAGUGAAAUUAUAGGUCCAUUUGCCGCCCACACCGCCUAG
Molecule: messenger RNA, 1176 nt
Organism: Diuraphis noxia (Russian wheat aphid)
Lineage: Eukaryota; Metazoa; Arthropoda; Insecta; Hemiptera; Aphididae
Cellular component (GO): nucleus
Molecular function (GO): DNA binding
Source: RefSeq, a predicted model, not a curated record